Messenger RNA from Prorocentrum cordatum, 5069 nucleotides. The record is from the annotation of a GenBank genome assembly. Lineage: Eukaryota; Dinophyceae; Prorocentrales; Prorocentraceae.
GGAACCGCAGUCCAAGCCGAUCGGAUCCCCGAGAGCACUGGGCCCCCGGCGGCCUAUUUGGAACGACGGCGAUGGCCCGCGGCGCAUCGUUUGCUUCCGGCGCAGCCGCCGUCCUCGCGGAGCGGGCCCUGCGCUACGUUGCCGUCGGCCUUCCGCUGCUGCUGCUCGUCUUUAGGCCCGCGUGGCGGCCAGAGGCGGCCUCGCGGACCUUCCCGCUCGUUUUCUUCCUGACGCUGUCCAUCCGGGUCGACUCGCCCAUGCUGGGCGGCCGCCUGGACCAGGCCCUGGCUGUCGUGUUCCCGGCGUUGACGCUCACUCCGAUCUUCGUAACGCUUACCGCGCUCUUGGCGGCCUUUGGCGGCCCUUGGGCGAGCUGGGUUGGCGUGUGCAUGCUGAACUACACUCUCGUGUGCAUGCCGAUGCACGCCUAUGGUUCAUCGGUAUUGAAGGGGGUCGCCCUCUGGACGAACAUCUUGUCAGCCGAUUGGAGCUUCGGAGGCGCCUUGGACGCCGGCUUGGAGGCCCAACGCGCCAGUGUUCGGCCGCUGGCGGUGCUGCGCACGAUCUGGCUGCCCUGGUUGGAGGAUGGUGCCGUGCCAGUGGGCGUGCCUGCCAGUUGGUGGUCCGAACACGGCACGCCUGGGAACAGCUUGUUCAUCCGAUGGGCGGAGCUCAUGUUCGCUGCCCUCUUAUUCUGCAUCGCGCUGGCAAUACCGCCCGCCCGAACCGGGCGGAAGCAGCUGUAUGCUUCCCUGCGGCUGCAGCUGGAGAGAGCCGCGGGUUUCAGGCAGGAGGCAAACGAACACCUCGAGAGUGCUCGGAAGAAGUGGCUCUGGGAGGGCGCUGUUCCCUUCCCGCUGCCUGGCAGUGCUCCGCGCGGCUUGCUGCUGCUCGGACGCGGCGCCGACGCUGGUGCCGCCUGCCUGGAGUCCCUCCCAGACUCGGCCGCCGCCGCUGUGCCAUCCUCGGGAAGCCCGUGCCGACGCAGCAGCGGCGACAGCGACGACGAGAGCGAUGACAUCGCUUCCACCCCCCCCGCGGCCCCGCUGGCGUCCGAGCCGGCGCGUGCGGACGUCGAGGCCGAGGUGAGGGCGUCCAGUCUCGCCGACCAGUGUGCGGUGGCGCUCGCGGCUGCCGCGGUCGAGCCUCGGGCGCUGCCUGGCGGCGCAGCGGCGCGUGCCGCGUGGGCACAGCUGCAGGUCGCACUCGCCGGGCUCGUGGCAGAGGCGCGCGGCGCCCGCCGAGACUCGGCGGCCAUCGCCGAGGGCCGCGGGGCCGAGGAGCUGCCGCACCUGAGCGUGAUCCAGACCUGGUCCGCAGAGGCCGCGGAGGCCGCCGAGUCGCUUCACACCUCGGUCGCAGCGAUUCUCGCGAAGCUCGAGCGCCGCGCGCCGCCAGAAGAGCUCAAGAGGGCCGCCGAUGCCGUGCGAUUCGAGGCGGCGCAGGUGCUCGACCUCGGCUUGGCGACAGCGGUCAGCGCCGCAGAGCUCAAUUGCCUGAUUAGCUUCGCGAAUUUUACGGCCCGCGAGACGGCGUUCACGGCCGCUCACAUUGGAGGGGUCUUCGCCAGGGACGCCUCAUUCCUUCGCAUGGUUCAGGCCUUCGUCAUAGUGCCAGCGCGUGCCGCGCAAGCCGCAGCUGCGGUGGCCGAGGCGCAGGCGGCUGCGGAGACCUGGCCACGCUGUUGCUUCGUCGGGGUGGCCGUGUGGGGAGUGCUGGAGCCACCAGCCGCGCACACGGGGAAGCUGGCGUCUGAGUUCUGGAAGGGCAUGCGGGCAGGCUGUCGUGGCUUGAUUAGCGCUUGCUCUUCGAAGGCUUUGAGUCCCAUCCACUGGUCACAGCAGCGCCGACAUGCACUCAAGUGGCUGGUCGGCUGCAACCUGCUGUGGCUCCCCUUGCUGAUUUCGGCACCCUGUCGGCACUUCCUCUCGGAAGGCAACAGCGAGUUUGCGGCUCUGGCUUUACUGUCGUACGCCACCGUGUUCGUGGGUACGACCGACGGGGCCCUGAGGAAGACCGCCCUUCGUCUGUUUGGGGCCUCGGCAGCUUGCCUCCUUUCCUACCUGGGCUAUGUCUUGUUGUCUUGGCCAGGAAUCCUCGGUCGGGUCUGGCAGCCUGUCGUUUUCUCGCUCUACCUGGUCAUGCUUACUCUGCUGGCCAUUCUGAUCGGGAUGCGAAGCACGCCGUACAGUGGAGGUUGGCAUACGUGGGCGUACAUGUGCCAAAAGUUCACGUACACUUUCGCUAGCGCCUUCCUGGGUGCCUACAGCGCGGAGCACGACCGCGCGGAAUCGAUCGCCAAGGCCGGCCACAGUGCCGUCGCGAUCGCACUGGGCGUGUGGGCUGGUGCUCUGUGGGGGUGCUUCGUGCACCUGGCCAUUUGGCGCACCUCCUCGCACGGCCUUGCCAUGGAUUCCCUGAGGGCCGCCGCCGCCUCGGCAGCCGCCGCUCUGGCGUGUGCAGCCCGCGCCCUCGGCAGCGAUGUCUCUGGUGGCGACGGCGUGGGCGCCGACUCACUCGCCUCUGACAGCAGUGGGGACGCCGCCGCUCACGCAGCGGCAUCGGCGGCUGCAGCGAAGGCGCACGUCAGUAGUGCGAGCGCAUACCACAAGGUCGCCGUGGAGUUCGGCGGCAAGUUCUUGGGGCCCAGGGGAUCCCACGGCGACUACGCCCACCGCGUCCAUCAGCUCUGUCGGGCUCGGCGGCUGGCCGCCGCUGCUGCAGAUGCCGCGGCCUGGCUGCGGGGAGGCACCUCCUCCGCAGAAGCUGGGCUGCAGAGGCUGUUCGCUGCUGAGGUCGACCCUGCGCGAGCGUUCUCGGCGGGCGCAGGCGCGACCGCCGCGGCGCGCGCGUCCUCGGAGGGCUCCGCGCGCGAGCGCGAGCGGGAGGCUGAGCCGGCGGCGGCGUACACCUGCGCGCUUCCGGUGCCUCUCCUGCAGCACGCCUUCUUCGCAGGCCCCCCGAGCCCGGGAGACACGGAGGUGUCACAGGCGGAGGCCGUGGGCGAGUCUCUGAGGGCCACGAGCGCGGUGCUGCAAGAGGCCAGUGCUCGACGCGCCGACGGCGGAGGAGGCGCCUCGGCCAAGCUCGGGGCCGCUCUCGCGGAGCUGCGGCGCUGUUACGCCGAGUUGCGAUAUCUCCGCGUGUCGCGCGCGGUCGACGCGCGCGCGGGGACCGUGCGGUAUCCCGUGGGCGUGGCGCUGCGCUUUCACGCGCUGUGCCAGCUUCUCUGCGAUGUCCAGUGGGAGCUGCAGCACUUCUGGGGCCCAGAGGCCAGGCUUGGCAGGGGCAAGGACGAGCCGGGUUUCUCCUCCUCCUCCUCCACCUCCUCUUCUGACAGUGAGACUGGCUCAUCUUCGGACUCGCCCAAGUGCAACCUUGUCUGAUCAGCUGUGCGGGGAAGUUUACGAGGAGGCCUGCCGUGCACCUUGUCGCCUCGGCGCUCGAGGCAUUGCUGGCUGGCGUGUCGUGUCUCUGCCGCGCUACGGAGAAGGAGAUCUCCACCGAGUGGCCGCCUGUUGGUGCCGCUCGAAGCUCUCAUGCCCCCCUCCCUGCACACAGCCGAGGUUGUGAAUUGCAUUCGGGCCGUGGUACAGAAAUUAGUUUGAGGAGCCCGUGAUACUUUGUAGAAGCUGUGUAGGGUGAGCGUGAGUGUGAGUUUGUGUGUGUAGCGUAUUUCGCACUCUGGCGGAUCUUUGCAAGCUGGAGCCACAAGGCGUAGCGUACGCCACAUAUUCCCGUCUCUGUCUCGCCAACAUCGGCGGACCCCGCGGAGCGGCGAGCCAAGCUUAGCCGAUGAAUUGCGGGAGGAAGAGAGGACCCCUUUGCGCACACAGUGGUUCCCGCCAUUGACGUGGCUCGUGGGGAGAGUUUGGCACUGUGGCAGCGCUUCAUGGGGCAUCUUAAGCAUCUCGAGAUGGGUGCGCUGGGGUGCUCUUGGAGGUUGCUCGCACAGGCGACGCGGUCUUCGCUGUGUACGCUAUCCGCGCGUUCGCCGGUGACAGGUCACGGCGGCGACGACAACGGCGACGACUGCAGCGGCGGCGGCAGUGGAGCCGAGGCAGCUUUUUCAGGAGUUGCCGCUCGAUGUCGGCAGCGUCGCCAUCGCUUGUCGAACGUAGUCAUUUUUGCGUGGUAGGCUGAAGGUGUUGGAACCAAGUCGGCUGGCACGCUUCUCGGUGCGUCUGGGACAUUGAAGGUGUGCACAAAGCGCACGAAGUUAUUCACGCGUAGUCAACACUUAUGCGGUGUCUCCUGGAUUAGAAGGGCCCUCAGUCGCAUUUUUUUUUGGGAGCCUCUUCACGCCUUUCGAGCGGCGUCAGUGUGUGUGUGUGUGUCGAUGUGCUUUAAAGUUGAUGAUGCCAUGUCCUGGGAUGCGCGUUCAUGCCGAGUCUUCUGAGACGGUCGGUCUCGAGUGCUCGGGACAAGGGUCGACUCGGGCACAUGCGGCUCGGCAGGCAUCACGCUCCGGUCCAAAGCGGCUCGGUGCGUGUCUGCUCAAAUUUGCCCAGUCUCGAUUAUCGGACCGAGCACGGAAAAUGUUCGGUGUCACGGCAUGCGGGGGGACGCUGCAUUGCCCUGGUACACCACGCACAGAUUCUGGGGCUUCGCCCCCCUGACCUCUCGCUGGAAGUGCGGGGUGUACGGUGGCUUUGGUAGAACAUAUGCACGGACUCCCCUCUCAGGGCGUUCCAUAAACGGCUUCGUCUUCGAGGGAUCGAGAAAUUGCCAUAUUGGGUUUCCACACUCCCUCGUGGCCGCCUUCCUGUCAACGAUCUGACUCUUAAGAGCGACGCUGCAUAUGCGAACAUGUGACUGCUCCGACGUUCUGGCGAAUCGUUCAAGGGCACGGCGGAUCCUUCAGUGCUCGCUUUUAUAUUGAGCGGUCCGAUGUAUAGUCGCCUCAUGUGUACAAAGGGUUGGGUACGUCCCUGGGUCAUUUUUCUGCCGCUUCUUAUUCUUGUCCUCAAACGUCCUGCUCUUCCCACCGAUGCUUCCUCUUCUGGACCUGGCGUCUUCAUCCGACCUGUCCUAAUCCAGCAAUUGUUGUCUCCCCCUGUCGAGCUUCC